AUGUUGCCGAGCCAGGCCGGGGCCGGGAACGGCGCCGCCGCCGCCGCGCUGGCCUGCGGCUCGGGGCUGGGCCGGUCGCCGGUGCCGCGUGGGGCGAACGGCGGCGGGGCGGCGGCGGGGGCGCCCGGGGGCCGCCUGAAGCGGGAGGCGCUGUACAGCGGCAGCGAGGGCGACUCGGAGUCGGCCGAGGAGGAGGAGCUGGGCGGCGAGCGGCGCGGCGUGAAGCGUGGCCUGGCCGAGGCGGCGGCGGCGGCGGCGGGGCCCGCGGCGGGAGCGGCGGCGGCGGCCGCCUACAGCGGCGGCGGGGGCGGCGGGGCCGUGAGCGGCGCCAAGCCCGGGAAGAAGACGCGGGGCCGGGUGAAGAUCAAGAUGGAGUUCAUCGACAACAAGCUGCGGCGCUACACCACCUUCAGCAAGAGGAAGACGGGCAUCAUGAAGAAGGCCUAUGAGCUCUCCACGCUGACUGGCACUCAAGUCCUGCUGUUGGUGGCCAGCGAGACGGGCCAUGUGUACACAUUUGCCACACGGAAGCUGCAGCCCAUGAUCACCAGCGAGACGGGGAAGGCCUUGAUCCAAACAUGCCUCAAUUCCCCGGACUCGCCCCCACGCUCGGACCCCACCACUGACCAGCGCAUGAGUGCCACUGGUUUUGAGGAGACUGACCUCACCUACCAGGUGUCCGAGUCGGACAGCAGCGGGGAGACCAAGGACGCCCUGAAACCCGCGUUCACUGUCACCAACCUGCCGGGAACAACGUCCAUCCAGACAGCCCCGACCACCUCGACCUCCAUGCAGGUCAGCAGCGGCCCGUCAUUCCCCAUCACUAAUUACCUGGCGCCAGUGUCUGCCAGCAUCAGCCCCAAUGCCGUCACCAGUGCCAACGGGACAGUGCUGAAGACUACUGGAGCCAGUGCAGUGACAUCUGGGGGCCUCAUGCCGAUACCCACUGGCUUCACCCUCAUGUCAGGUGGUACCAUGGCUCAGCAGGUUCCAGUCCAGGCAAUCCAGGUGCACCAGGCACCGCAGCAAACGUCUCCCUCUAGUGACAGCAGCACUGACCUUACCCAGACCUCUUCCAGCGGAACAGUGACCCUCCCGGCGACCAUCAUGACGUCGUCCGUGCCAACCACCGUGGGCGGCCACAUGAUGUACCCCAGCCCGCACGCGGUGAUGUACGCGCCCACCUCCGGCCUGGCCGACGGCGGGCUCGCGGUGCUCAACGCUUUCCCACAGGCGCCCUCAGCGAUGCAGGUGUCCCACAGCCAGGUCCAGGAUCAGGGUGGCGUCCCCCAAGUGUUCCUGACAGCCCCAUCAGGCACGGUUCAGAUCCCAGUCUCAGCUGUCCAACUUCACCAGAUGGCUGUCAUCGGGCAGCAGAGCAGCAGUGGCAGCAGCCUGACGGAGCUGCAGGUGGUCAACUUGGACACCUCACACAGCGUCAAGAGUGACUGAGAGGCCUCUGCUGCCGGCCUUCUGUUUCUGGCUUGUCGUGCCAGUGUCGGGGCUGGCAGCAACUCCUUCUCGUACAGACUGCACCAGUUAUUUAUUGUUGCCUUUUCACGUUUCCUUCAUCCACACAUGCACACACACACACGCACUCACCCACCCCCACACACACAGGCAUGCGCGUGGGGCUGCAGGACCCACCCGGGGUGGAGCCGUGCUGGGGUCGUGCAGGGCUCGGGGCAUUUGGAUGCUGCAAUAGCUGUGCUUGUCUCACGCCAGCCAAAGAAAUUUGUCUCUUGAGGGGAGGAUUGCUCUGCACUGUAAAUAAAUACUGCAGGACAUUCCCAGCUGGAGGCUCUGGCUCCCUCUGGGUGCUCUGAGUCACCUUGCCCAUGAGUAUUUACUCUGUGUGAGGCUCAGCGUAGACCCAGAGCCGUCGUGCAGGUGCAGCUUGGAGCAGAGUGGGUUGUGGCUGUGCUGCUGGCCUCAGCAAUGUGCCUUUGUGGGGGUGACAGGUCCUGGCCGCAGCAACUCACCCUGUGCUCCAGACAGGAGAGAGGGGCCAGCUUGCAUGUGCAUCUCUGGGCCUGCGUGCCCUCUCCCUGGAGGGCAGGGCACAGCUGGUGGCACGUGGCCCUGUCCUCCUCGUAUGCACUACAGUGAGCCCUCUGCCCUCAGUGCCUCCUCGCUGGGCUGCCUGGCAGAUUUUCAGCCUGACUGGCCCUGCCCCGGCAGCUGCCCUUGCACAGGUGAGGUGGUCGAUUGAUGCCCAGGAACACAAAGAUGCCCUGGAGAGCUCCUCAGGGGCCCUGUGCUCUGCCCAGCCCCACAUUCUCAGCCCUCACACUGCUUCUGGACUCCAUACACCCAGGGGAACGUGGCUGGAUCUUUUCUACAUCCCCCUGCAGCUCCAGCCAGCGCUUUCUAAAUUUCUGUGUCUGAUGCAAGGUGGAGAAACAACUCCAAUGUCAAAGGGAAGAGCCCAUGGGGCACAGAGCUGCUGGGCAGGUGGCAGGCUCUUCCUCUGAGCAGCAGGGUGACCGGCAGGCCAUCCUGGGCUGUGGGGGAGCAGCUGUGAUGCCUGUACAAGCUCAGCAAGGCUGGGGGAGAAGGGCUGGGGCAUGCUUGGUCCUGCAUGGGAGUUGCUGUGAAUGGCUCUGCUACCUAGCCCUGUCCCUGGAGGGAGAGUGAGCAAGUGAGAGAAGCUGCUGAAUCCUUAGGGGAAUAAGCAGUAACUUUUUUUUUUUUAAGUUAAAAAAAAAGAAGCCUUGGAGAAAAAAAAAAAAAAAAAGAAAAAAAAGAAAAUUACUUUAUUUUUCUAAGUGUUAAACUCAGUAUUUAUGUAAUUCUUUAAGGAAUAAAAGUUUGGCUCCUGUACAGUUUUAAUGGGGUUUGUA
Cinclus cinclus is the source of this 2843-nucleotide messenger RNA. RefSeq names its product serum response factor (gene SRF). The record is from RefSeq and is a predicted model, not a curated record. The transcript has 7 exons. The coding region runs from base 1 to 1452 and encodes 483 amino acids. NCBI's taxonomy places the organism in Eukaryota, Metazoa, Chordata, Aves, Passeriformes, Cinclidae. Gene Ontology annotation, molecular function: protein dimerization activity; RNA polymerase II cis-regulatory region sequence-specific DNA binding; DNA-binding transcription factor activity, RNA polymerase II-specific. Gene Ontology annotation, biological process: positive regulation of transcription by RNA polymerase II.